This is a messenger RNA of Danio rerio (zebrafish), 1173 nucleotides long. RefSeq names its product parathyroid hormone 2 (gene pth2). Gene Ontology annotation, cellular component: extracellular region. The record is from RefSeq and is marked validated. Gene Ontology annotation, biological process: neuropeptide signaling pathway. NCBI's taxonomy places the organism in Eukaryota, Metazoa, Chordata, Actinopteri, Cypriniformes, Danionidae.
AUAUAUUCACACUGGCACCUGACAACCUGAGAAGUUGGUGGAGCAAUACGUAGAAAGAGGCACCGUAGGCAACUUUUUGACAAUUAAAUACCAUCCUAGAGUGUUAGAGAGAAACUCUGGACAACCAUUAAUCUCAUUGCAUGGACGAUUUACGAAUUAGCUUGGAGUAAAACGUGAGUGAUUGGAUUUUUGAGUCCACACACUGGAAACAAAGAGCUUCAUCCACGCAACACACAGUCAAGAGGAAGAACUACUCUGCUAAGAUGGCUUUAUCCUUGCCUCCUCGUCCUGCCCUGUUGUUCUUAGUCCUCAUGAGUGUGACUCUCAUGGCAUCGGCAUUUCCCCAGCCUCAGCUUCGACCUCUGCAAAGUAACUUGCCUGCAAUUGGUCAAGAAGACUCCAAAGGUGAGCAGUGGGAGGUGGUGUAUCCAUCCAUCUCGCUCCGUGAUUGGAGCAUUCAGAUGCUGACCGCCCCUGAUUUUGGUGCAGCUAAGACUGGGAGGGAGCAGCUGGUGGCAGAUGAUUGGCUCCCGCUCAGCCAAUCACAGAUGGAGGAGGAGCUGGUGAAGGGCUGGACGGGCGACUGGCCUUCACGGGUGGGUCACCAGCAGAAGAGAAACAUAGUGGUGGCAGAUGACGCUGCGUUUAGAGAGAAGAGUAAGCUGUUGACAGCAAUGGAGAGACAAAAAUGGCUCAACUCCUAUAUGCAGAAGCUCUUAGUAGUUAAUUCAAAGUAAUUGUAAUCUUUAUGUAAUUGUAUAAAUAUAUAUAAAGUAUGUAUAGGGAAAAAUGCAUUUUGUGUGGGAGAAAAACAAGAAUUUACUCAUUACUUCAUGAGUAAACAAUUAAAGGGGUAGGUCAACUGAGAAUUAAAAUUCUGUCAUUGAAUACUAAUUUCAGUUUGUAUGACCUUUCUUGCAUGGAAAAUUGAAAUAUUUAGUUAGUAAUAUGGAUUUUGAAUGACAUGGCACUAAGAUACAUGAAAAGGACUGUAUUUUUUGUUGAUCUAUCCCUUUAAACACUCAUAAUCACAGUAUUUUAAAACUGUAUGCAGAUAAAGGUGCUUUUCUUUUGGCUUUCUUUUAAGAAAAUCUUUGAAUAAGGAAUGCAUGAUGUGUUUGUUGGUCUGAUCAUGAUUGAAUAAACGCCUAAUAAACAAUCUUUAUGACUGUU